Molecule: messenger RNA, 3717 nt
Organism: Effrenium voratum
Lineage: Eukaryota; Dinophyceae; Suessiales; Symbiodiniaceae
Source: the annotation of a GenBank genome assembly
AUGAAGUUCCCGCAGGACGGCUCCUUCCGUCAAUUCGAUCGACCUCGCAGUCAGCUUCUGAGCAAAGUGCUUCAGAGGAUGUCGCUGACCUUGCAGAAGGGACCGAAGACGAAGGCGAAGAAGUCCCAGGGCCGAAAAGCGUCGGCGCUUCCGGAGGAACUCCCCGAGGCGCGCUUGGCGGACGCGCGCGGGGAAGCCAUCCCAAUGGACUUGACCUUGGCAGAGGCUACGCGGAGAUCUCCGGCUUUGUUGGAGAUCUGUGGACUGCUGUACCGGGUUCGUUUGAACCGGCCCCGGGUGCAAGAGGUCACCUGCCGGGGCACGCCUUACGUGGGCCUCCGACUCGUGCCGACCUGCGACGACGCGAACGUGCGCUGGGAGUGGCACUGUGGGCAGCGGGUGGAGACCACGCGGAGCUUUACGCCCACGGAGGCAGACAUAGGGAAGCCCUUGAAGGUGAUCGCGCGACCCUUGUUGGCGGAGGAUGCGAGGACGAGCCAGCUGCUUGGAUUGGACGAAGAAGAGGCCGCCGCCUCCUGGGACUUUCCCGAGCCAGUGGCGCGCCCGCUGCCUCGUGCGCUGAAACGCCCAGAGGAGAUGGCGCGCCAGAGGAGCAGCUGGCAAAGCAGCCAGGACGGCCAGGCUUGCUUUAGAGUGCUGACGUACAAUAUGCUCGCAGACGCUUACAGGCGGCAUUGGGACCAGCUCUUCCCCUAUUGCAAGCCCGAGACGCUGAGACCCGAGCGGAGGCUGCAGCUUUGCCAGCAAGAAGUCCAAAGCUUCGAUGCCGACAUCGCUGCCUUGCAAGAGGUGGAUGCUGCGUGGUUCAAGGAGUAUUGGAAGCCACAAUUCGAGAUGGACGGCUACCGCUGCGUCUUCACAAAGAAGGCCUCUGAUUCGGUGGAAGGCUGCCUUCUGCUGGUCAAAGAUGAGGCCUUCGAAGUUCUGGAGCUCGAGGAGCUGCCGCUCUGCGAACGGCCCAGGAGUGGGGUCAUUCAGGUGGACGGAUCCGAGGCGGUUUCGCUGCCCUCCGCAGACUCCGCCGUGGGGGCGCUCAUGGGGCGUCUGCCGGACUUAGAGGACAUCUUCCCGCGGCUGGGCACGGUGGCGCAGCUCGCGCUUCUGAGGAGCCGCAAGGAUACCAGCCGCCUGAUCCUUGUCUGCAACACCCACCUCUACUUUGCUGGCUUUGCAAGGCACAUCAGGGUGCUGCAAGUGGCGCUCAUCCUGGAAGAGGCUGAGCUCAUUUCCAAGACCGUGGAGGAGAAGUUGGGCCGGCGCCCGGCCUUGCUCUUCUUGGGAGAUCUCAACUCGGAGCCCGGCACCGCGGCGGUCACUCUCCUACAAGAAGGACGCGUCUCCGCUGCCCAUCCUGACUGGGCCCGGUGCGCUACCUUUCGUUGGGGCCAUGGAUCCUCGCGCAGGGCUGCCCGAGAGAUGCUGGAGGCGAUGCGCUCGCCCAGGAGGGAAGAGGCCUAUGCAGCGCUGGCGGAGAAGGACGGUUUCGAGACCCUCCGGUCCUGCAUGGAGCGACUCCAGCGGAUCCGUUCCUGCUUGGUGACCUUGGGUAUCCAUGUCGAGGGCGAGGAGGAUGAUGAGGAGGAUGAGCCGCCAGGUCAAGCUGAUCAGGCACUCCCGCUCGAUGCUUCGCCGUGGGACGCGCUUGCGGGACUGCUGGCAUCCAAGCAGACCUUCAAGACUUCUACGGCGGUGGCUUGCGCGCAGCUGGCGCUCGACACCGGGCUCAAGCUGGAGCCAGUCCUAGAACUCUGCGAAGAUGAUUUGGCAGCCGCCAAAGCCGCGACGCAGGACUUGGCCCAGGUCGUGAAGCAGAAGACCGAAAUCGCAGUGGAGCAGCAGAGGGCAGUGGCCAAGAAGCUGGAGGAGGAGUCUGAGGAGGGUCCAGCACUGGCAGGCUUGGGCCUGCAGCUGGAGUCCCCGUUCCCGCCUCUCACCUCGGCGUUGAAUGCGGAGUUCACCAACUUCGUUGGCGGCUACGAGGCGUGCCUGGAUUGGAUACUUUAUGACGAGCAGACCUUCGAGAAGGCGAUUAAGAGCCGCGGCGGCGGAAACCGCUUUGCCAUCCACAAGCUUUCCAAGCGACUCUUGGCAGUGGACGUUCCAGAUCCGGUGCGGCGCGCGGUGAACUUGGAAGGCCAGACCGCAGCCACUCGCUUCGAGGCGGCGGGGUAUUCGCUGGGGGUUCUUUGGCAGGUCCUAGGCGUGGGCAAGAACGGCGCCCUCCUCCUGGCAGACCUGGCAUGCGGUUGGCGGCGAAGCGGAUGCGAAUUCCUCCGCAAGGCGUGCACCCUGGAGAAGUCUGGGCGCACACAUCAGGUUGCAAACGCGACGCCGGCCCUGCGGGGCUUCAGCGGCAUGUUUGCUAGCGUGUUGGCCGAUGACCUGAAGAUCUCAAAGACGUUCGAAGGUGCCUUCGCGCCUUCGAUCGAAGAAGCGGCGAAGCGAUUCGUCGGUACGCUUUUCACUUGGACGCCGCCAGAGACGAAGGCCGAGCAGCAAGCUGCAACUGAUCCGCACUUCGGCUUGGUCAUGGGCUUGGCCGUGCCCGACGCAGACGAAGAGGACGAUGCCUUGGAUGCAGAGACCUUUGCAGAUGAUGUUGCCCAGCUCUCGCACACCAUUGAGGACUUGUCGCGGAGUUUGCGAUUGGAGCAUCUCCAGAAGAAUCGGGAUGCCAAGAUCGCGGCCAAAGCGGAGGCGGCGCGUCGCGAAAAGGAGGCAGAGCUUCGGCGAGCGAGGAGAAAGGAGCAGAUGGCCAGAGAUCCCAAGCGCAAGGUGGCGCUGCGCCUGGAGCAAGGUCGUCACGCGCUGAGUAAGGCAACAACACCUGUCUCUGGAGCUCAGGAAGUGCCGCUGGUGCCCUUCCACUCCGAUGGUUGCGGCGUCUCCAACAAGGCCCCAGUUCCCAUCGUGGACGUCCUGAAAAUUCAGCCGGGCCGCCCAGCGAAGCUGCGAGGGCCUGGGCCAUCAUCAGAGCGCCCGGACCUGAGAAGUGAAGAGCUGCGAGCCGUGCUUUCUGCGACGAAAACCGUCGGAAGCGGCUGGGUGAAGUAUAGCGCGUCCACGUGCCAGGAGCUGGCGCUGGCGACUGCUGAGGAGCCGACGGUGCCGCUGGCAUCGGAGCUGGCGGUGAUUCUCGGCCAGCUGGGGCUGAAAGAAAUGGCCCAGAUCAAGGAUGCAGUGCGAAGGGCUCAGGAGUUUGCUGAGCAGGCAGAUGACGGAGUACGCUUAGACCUCUGGCGGGAGGCCGACGUGAUCUUGGUGGGCCCUUCCCGCACGGGGAAAACCACCUUGGCCAAGUACCUAGCCAAGCUGGGGCUGCGGGCGGCCAACUACCCCCUGGUGCCAGGGGAAGGUAUCCCCCCGGAGCUGGCGGAGAUCGGCCACUCCAAGGUGGCGCUGCUGACCACCGAGGCCAAAGCGCUCCAAAGCAUCAGACAAGGGAGGAUGACGAAGCGGCUGGGGGUGGCAGCCUCGAACUACGCCGCGCUAGGCCAAAUUCGAGAAGAAUUGAACUGGGUGAAGUGCUUCUACAUGCAGAAGUUCCCAAACUUUCCGGUGGUGAACACGGCCAAGUGCAGCAUCGCGAAGGCAGCCGCGAUUGUCCUCUCACACUUGCAGCUCGUGCAGCUGGAUGAAGAAACGACUGUACGGCUCGUCGACUCCGUGUCCAUAUUGGUUCAAGGAUCAGCUUGA